Messenger RNA from Symbiodinium sp. CCMP2456, 834 nucleotides. The record is from the annotation of a GenBank genome assembly. NCBI's taxonomy places the organism in Eukaryota, Dinophyceae, Suessiales, Symbiodiniaceae.
AUGCUCGGCCAGGUAGAUGCGUCGCUGUGCUUCUCCUUCGUCCUGGCCCUUCUCUGGCAGCAAGGCCUUGCCGUGGAAGAGACAUUGUCCAGCAGACCGGUGCUGGAGCAAGUUUGGUGGCGAGCUAUCCUUGGCCUGAGAUGGACGAACCAGGUGCUGCCGUCACUAUUGGUCGUUCUGGCAGCACGCAGUGUCACCGCGGUGAUGUACGCUGGUUUCACUCUGGGGCUUCAUGCUGAGGGCGGAGGCUGGCUCGGCGACUCGCCUGGAUCUGGCGCAUGUGGCGCGGUCCAUUGUGCUGUGCUGAUAUGGCGUGCAGAGAAGGUGGAAACGCUGCUUCAGAGGAUGCAGCGAUCCACGAAUGUGGUGAAAGACGCGGGUCUCGGCCGCUGCAUCAAGAAUGGCUUCGCAGAGCCUUGGGACUGGCUGUGGCCUGGUCUUUGGGGUUCCUUUCGGCGCUUUGCGCUGGUCGCGGUCUCGUCAGUUGGCUACGGCUCAUUCGUGCGCGCUGCACUUCCAGCCGUGGUCUUUGAUGAAUGCUUGUGGUGGAUCGUAACCAAGAGCCAGGACGCAUUCGCGCGAAAGGUGUGCUCGCUGCCGCUGACAAUUGACCUGGUGAUCCUGCCCUUCAUUGACUUGCUUCACAUGGUCCCCGUAAUCACGAAGGUACUCCUGCUUGGGGUGUUGGAGUACCCUCAAAACACCGAGUAUCCUGCCCUGCUGAUACUCUGUGCCAUGGCCUGGACUGGACACAACUGCCACAUGGCUUACACACAACUCUUCGUGGAUCUGCCCGAGAACACGAGACAGCUUUGGGCAUCAGGUGCGACCUGA